AGUGAACGAAAGAUUGAUCAGCUCGAGUCCCGACUCGCCAACAUAGAGCACCUACUCAAGACUCUCGUCGCUAGAGAUGUUGGCCCGGGUGAGCCGGCACGGCAGCAAGUUUAUGUUCCCUCCCCGGACGUCCCGGACAGUGGCACCGUCACCUCAAUGGGAGACUUUGACUCGGGCGAUGAAGAGACAGCAGACGGUGGCGACUCGGGCCUCAUCUCCCAAACCGCCAUUGCAAGCGAGUUCCUCGCCCAUGCUGUACACCGCACAUCUCUCCACGACGCCCACCCUAGCGUAGAUGCAGCCGUUACCAAUCUCCGUCAACUUGUACAGCUCCAGGGGAGCCGCUCCAUCAGCACGGGACCUAGGUUCCCGCGCCAACUACCACUCCCUCCGGGCGGGUUAUCCAAGUUACCCAUGCCGCCGAUAGAAGUCGUGGUUCCACUGCUCAAAGCACUUAAUAGCGGAACAGCGAGCUUCUUCGCAUUCGGAAUGACCCUCGUCGGCGUUGAGGACUUUUCUAGCCUGUGCCGGAUGAUAUACUUCCCCACAGAGGACUUUCCUCAGGCUGUAUUCGCCAUCGUCAACGCAGGCCUAUAUGACCUUUUCAUGGAAGAGUGCUGUCUAUCGGAUGAUGUCGAAAAGCGAGACAAGUAUCAGGGGUACGCCAAGAUGGCCCGAGCCAAUCUGGAGACCUACCUAGCCAACCUACCCAUGUUUCUGUCCGCCAGGAUCGAGAAUGUCCAGGCUCUCCUACUGGGAACCCAAUAUGCCAUCGACGUCACGCGCCCCUCUGUCGCCUGGCAUCUCAAUUCCAUUGCUGCCCAGCUCUGCCAAACUGGCGGCUUUCACCGCGCCGAUGUUGCCGGUACCGAGUCAGCUCGAACAAAGCAAAUCAAAGGCAUCAUCUUUUGGCAGGUGUACUGCUGGGACCGGGGGCUGAGUCUGCGAAUGGGCCGCGCUUCCGUCAUCGACGAUCGCGACAUAACUAUUCCCCGCGAGUUCGAUUUCUCUGGAUUCCCUCUUCUUGAAAAGCCAACCGUGCCAAGGUUUUGGCUCGAGAGGGCUACUCUCCAGGGUCAUAUAUACACACAACUGUACAGCCCAGCUGCCCUGGCCGUUCACCCCUCAGAACUGGGUCGUCGCGCAGAGGAACUAGCUGUUGAGUGCAGAAGACUUGGCGCAGAGGGAAAGAAGGUCCAAGAGGAGGCGUUUGCUUACCUAAAGCGGAUCAACUCGUCGGAGCUUGUUGAUGUCUUUGUCCAAGGUGAUGAAGUCCAAUUUCUCGCAACGCUGACACUUGUCUACCGAGCUAUUCCAGCUCCUCCCGGCUCUCCUAGCAGAUUUUCCAACGAGUGUUUGGAAACUGCACGCCAAACCAUGAGAAGGCACAAAGAAACCGUCGCCUCGUUGAAGUAUGGGGCUUAUAUGAAGGCGAUAUAUGUUCACAGAAAUCUGAUGUUGGCUCCCUUUGCGCCCUUCUUUGUCCUGUUCUGUCACAUUGUGGAGACACUAUCUGGAGAUGACCUUGGUAUGCUUCAAGAAUUCGUAGCAUCACUAGAUCUCCUACGCGACGCGUCAGAGACAGCCGAGAAGCUGUGUCGAAUCUUUCAGGUCUUCCGGGACGUGGCCAUGGUAUACGUGGAGGCCAAGUCACAGCGUCGGGAUGACCAGAACGAUGUCCCGAUGGGAAACCAGUUGGAUGCGUAUCUCAGUCAGCUAGGUUUCAUGCCGAUGGAGGGUCAGUCCAUGCCCCAAGCCGUCCCACCCACUACAGGCGGUGUUCUUAUGCCACCUGGUCUUGGAAGUGGUCCAACGACGCAAAUGGAAGAUUGGUUUCUGGGUAGCCGAAGCAUGUUUGGCUUACUGGAGGAGGAUCUUGGGCAGAUUGACCCGAUGGGAUGGAUGCCGCCACCGUCGUCCGGAACGAUGUAG
This is a messenger RNA of Fusarium vanettenii 77-13-4, 1932 nucleotides long. RefSeq lists its product as uncharacterized. Gene Ontology annotation, molecular function: zinc ion binding; DNA binding. The record is from RefSeq and is a predicted model, not a curated record. NCBI's taxonomy places the organism in Eukaryota, Fungi, Ascomycota, Sordariomycetes, Hypocreales, Nectriaceae. Gene Ontology annotation, biological process: DNA-templated transcription. The transcript is spliced from 5 exons. The annotation marks the transcript as partial.